This is a messenger RNA of Chilo suppressalis (striped riceborer), 1064 nucleotides long. The record is from the annotation of a GenBank genome assembly. NCBI's taxonomy places the organism in Eukaryota, Metazoa, Arthropoda, Insecta, Lepidoptera, Crambidae.
CCGCCAUCAUCCCGCCACGCUGCCGCCAUUACAGCCAUGCACUACUGCGCAGUCGACGGCUGUUCCAGCACCAAAAGACAGAAACACAUCUCUUUCUUCCGCCUACCUAAAGAAGAGGAAACACGCAAAAAAUGGCUGCAGCUAAUAGGACGUCCCGACAUUGCGACGUCUCCGACGAGUCCCAACAACCAUUUCGUAUGCUCUCUACAUUUCGAUGAAUCGAUGAUGAUAAGCGUGCCCAAACUCAAACCGGACGCUUUGCCGAUGAAACUACUGCCCAACUGUUCCCGUUUGAUCAGUUACGACGAGAAAAGUACGCAGACGGACGAAUUGAAGAUAGACAUAUCGUCCGCUCUUAUCUACUCUACUGAUAAUAAAUCGUCGGGGCAAAGUGCUUCCGAUAGUAUGAGAACUGACAAUCCCCAAACUUCAGUACCUCUGUCUCCGGCGACGCGGAAAAGGAAACCACGCGAACCGAAGGACACAGAAACGAAAAGAAGAAAGCAGCAAAACGGAACACUGGAAUUAGAAAAGGAUGCCCCAAAACAAAAAUUAUAGUAAUCCGUCAAAAGGGGAUUUAGAAACUUACUCAAAAACAAUUUCAAUACCUGACUUUGUUUGAGGAUGAUUGAGACUGAUAAUAGUUCCAGCAAUAUUAGUUUUAUGAAACAAAUUUAAAUUUAUCUUUACACGUUUCUUUGUUUAGUCGAAUUAUGUAUUAAGUAGCUUUAGAUAUAAUAAUGUUAUGUACCUACGCAUUUAUAUUAUUGUCAAUAGUAAGCAAAAGAACGGAUUGUUGUUUCAAGUCUUUAUACACGUAAAUAAUUAAUACAAACGCUAUUACAUUAUCGCAUAUUGUAUACAGGCCCAUUAUUUUAAUGACCAAUUAGUUAGACAAUGAGUGAAGGAUAUGGCAACAAAUCUAGCGUUAAUGCAUUGAAUUAUAGCGAUGCUAUCGGGUUUGGUUGUUUGUCGUUGAAAAUCACCAUGUUUUCACGGUCGAUAAAUUUCGCCAUUAAAUGUGUCUCGCCAUAACGCUACCCCUGGGCUAAACGUGAAAAAAA